CACAGGCGAUCCACGCACUCAUCAUCAUCCUCCUCCUCCUCCUGCUGCUGCUGUGACGUGCUCGGGAUAAACCCACGCUGUCAUACGCCGCCGCUGCUGCUGCUGCUGGAAUAACCUCUUAGGGGGUGCUGGGAAGAGGAGGCGCCCGCCCGCCCGCCUUUACUGCAGCGCUUAAACAUUACAGAUUAACACGGAGACGGGAUAGCCCCGGCAGCUAAUCCACGCGCGUGCGUUGUGCCCGGGACGCCGAUCCGUGAUUAUUAUUAUGACUGUGUCAGCGUACGGAGGAGCAGCAGUAGCAGCAGCGUGCGUUGGUGGUGUUGGUGGUGCUGUCUAGCACAAGAACGCGUGCGAGCAUCUCGAGAGGGAGCUGGUGGUGCUGCUGGUGGUGCUGCUGCUGGUGAUCGUGGUGGUGGAUUUUGCGCGUUGCGCGCCCCGACUAAACAACGUCUGAACUUCAUUCAGAAGAAGGAGGAUUUGGCAGAAAACGGUACUUGGUGUGCAUCUCGACAUUCUUCUUCAGUGGGAGUCUGAUAUUUUAAAGCAACAUCUGGUGACACCUGUGCUGUGGUCGGAACACGGAACAAGAGAACACUCACUAUGAGCUCACAAGCUGCACAACACAUCUCUGUCAACCACAAUACAUUGGAGGAGUUGAAAGAAAAUGGAAAACCAUCCGUGGAGGAAGACUCCGCACGGACCUCUCGCAGACGUGUUAUUUCCACCGUCACUAUUUCUCACAUGAAGAAAGCGCAGAGCUCUCCUGACAUUCCGUGGUUAACAGAAACAGACGCUUCCAGAUUUAGCACAGGAAGGGGCUCGGUUUUGCUUGCCUGUUCGACCCGGGCUCAUCACACCAAACACAGCACUGCCCACAUAUACACCGCCGCCGCUGGUGCAGAUGAUCAUAUAGAACAUGAAGUAUCUGAGGCUGCAUCAUCCCCACCGGGUGAGAAUGCUGACAUCGGCCCCGUCAAUGGAGACACAUCUUCAUCGCCCUUGGUGUCCAAGGGAUUCCGCAGUGUGAAACCCAGCCUCGUCACGACCGAGAAAAAACACACGCAGCCUGAAGAUGGAUCCUGCCUGAGCACAGAUGCCACACAUGACCCAGGCAGCGCUUUUGAGCAAACCUAUAGCUCAGAGCACACAGCAUCUGAGGAAAUGGAGUCAGCUGGCAAUCCUUCACCAGCGCUGCCCAUCACAGAAAACAUGUCUGACCUUCAGCCGCAAGAUUUGAAUUUUCCGAACCUCAAUUACUUCAUCCCCGUUCAUUUGCCAAGAGACGGAAAGCCAGAACAUUCAUCUGCAGAGCCACCUGAGUUGGAGAUGCACCCCGCUCGCCUUCAGCCUGGAGCCGUGGAGCGGGAUGACGUCCUUGCGGAACAAAGCCAGUCCUGCAAGACUGUGCAAGACGAUCAAGCCUCCAGCAGACCAGACAUCGACCAGGCAACAACCCCAGACGAAUGUGAAGAGUUGCUCACAACAUCUUCGGAUACCGUCGUCAACGGCAGCGUGGGAUCGUCCUCGGGACCCGAUGGAGCCUCCGCGACGGACGGCGACCCGACCGGCACGCUCUCCGCGGGGCAUCCCCCAGGCUCCGACAGCGACUCGCAGCGCUCCUUCUCGCCGACGGGCCGCGCUUCUGCCUACCCGUCCACCAUGGCCGUCAACCCCACCAUCGUGCUGCUGCAGCACAAUCGCCUGAUGGGAGAGCAGCAAAAACGGCUGAGUAGGCUGUCAGACGCGUCCUCCCCUACUCCCACGCCUUCACCCGUGCCGGACGCGGCGGGUCAGACGGGAGAGCGGGCGGGCGAGCACCCGCACGACCGCCGUGCCUACGAGCGCUACGCGGACGGGGAGCGCUGGGUGGCCGACGGCCGGCCCUCGGUGCGCGUCAUCCGGCCGCCGGACUUCCCCGGCAUUGGCGGCGUGGACGAGGCCGGCAUUCCUCUCACUAGCACAGACCGGCCAAAGGACUGGUACAAAACUAUGUUCAAUCAGAUCCACAAGGUUAAUAAAGAACCUUCCGACUGCAAUCCCUACCUGCCUACCUAUCGCUUCCCUGAAGAGAGGGCCCAACACAGUCACUGUCAAGAACUAAAUGCAUACAAACCCACAUACAUUUUUCCAGAGGGCACAGAAAAGCCUCCUGACCCAGAGGAGAAUCCCUACAGACCCACGUAUGUCUUCUCUGAAUUUGUUUCGCGCCUUAAUCCAGAAGAAGAUGAUGAAGUAGAUGGUACCUUCACACCUCGGUCAGAUGGUACGUCUGAUCACUCGGUGCCGCGCUCCAAGAGUUUGUCGGACGGCCCGGAUUUUGACGCGCAGCAGCAGCAGAGAUCUGCCACGCUGCCUGCGCGCAUCUGCCUCCGCUCGGCGGCCCAGCGCGAGUGGGAGCCCCCUGACAAGCGCGUGGACACACGGAGCUAUCGUGCGGAGCCCAAGAGUAUUUUUGAGUAUGAGCCGGGAAGGUCAUCCGUUCUAGACAAGGAAGCGCCGGAGCCACAAACACUGUGGCAGGAGCUCCCAGUGAAGAAGCCGCAGGCCUAUGGAAGGCUGGGUUCAGACGGACGAGCUGAGAACGCAGGCGAGCGAAUGAAAACAGGGCCUGAAGCAGUGGGUACAAGAAAGAUUGUGCAGGAGGAGGAGGAACAGGUGGAGAGACAGAAUGGAAGGGAAACAGGAAUGACACGCAGACCGAGCUAUGUAAGUAUGGAGGAGAUAGACGUUCAGAACGAGGAGUGGUAUAAGUUCUUUGCCGAACUGGAGUUUGGCCAAAGGCCGUUUCGCAGAAAGAUCUGGGAAUACACGCCAGGCAACUGUUCCAUUCUGCCUCCCCAGGAAAAGCAGAUGUCUGCAUAUAGCACGUCUGCUGAACAGCCCACAGACAAAUCAGGCUACUCCAUGGAGCCGGGGUAUUACGCCGUGAGAAGGCAGUCGGAGCCGGCAGUGAGCCCCGUGGGGGCCCCCGGCUGUGAGGAGGAAGAGAGGCAGGUGUACAAGGCAGUGCUGGAGGGAGGGGACAUCCCCAUGCAGGGCCUCAGCAGCGUCAUCAAGAGGCCCUCGAUCACUUCCGCACCGCUCUCUCCUCGCUCCAAAGGUGGGGACUCGGUAUCUGCCCUCUUGUUUUCUGACAGUGAUGUAGUUUUUAGUAACCCCGGUAGCAGUCAGAUUCAUCCGUUCCGUAGCGCAGAAGCAGAGGCCCCAGGCGCUUCUCGCUUUACCGUGGCAGAUAGGCCAAGCGAGCCGUCAAAAUUGACCUGCGACGAAGACGUCGGCGUCGACCAAGGCCUGGCAAAGCGGCGGUCCCACAGCUGCGACGACCUCCUCAACGAGAGCCACAGCGUGGAGACCGAGCAGCCCGUCAAGUCCGAGAGCGCCGAAAACCUCACCACCAAGGAGCGCAACGAAUAUGCCGAGAUCGGCGACAUCAACCGCAGGGAUCGCGGAAAGAGGAAAAAAGUCAAGCGCAAGGUGCGCGUCACCGACCCGGAGUUUUCCGAGCUGUACAGGACCAUGCAUCAGAUCGAUCGGCAGCAAAUUACUCCGUCUCCGUCGCUGUGCUGCGUUGGGACCAUGGUGAAACGGUACGAGGGCAGCGGUAUGGGCCUGCUGCCCAACCAGGGCGGACAAACAGAGGAAGUGCCGAAGGACCUGGUAACCAGCAGGAUUACAGAGUUUGAAAAAUUCAUAAAAAGGACUAAGUCUAUGCCAAACCUGAAAAUAGCAAAUCUUGUUCCAUCGCCAGUGGCUGUCAUGGUGAUGUGUAAAAGCGAUACACUUUCCAUCAGGCGAAUGGGAAAUUCGUUUUCCGCUGACUCGCUGCUAGACAGUGAGGUUGCAAUGGAAAGCAAGUGGCAAUCAACCGAACGAAAACCGAGCGCUGUGCCCAGAAAGAAAACGAGCUUUGCAAGCAGUGAUGCGGUCAAUCCCAAAAGAAGCGCGGCAGCACCACCACUUGUGGUGAACCAAAUCUCAUUGGAGAGGGAAAGAGACGACGAUGCGGACACCGAUGGAUUUGCGUCCAAGCUGAGUGAAUUUGUUUUGGUGGACAGGACGUCCGUGUGCACGGAGAGUGAACUCGAUCGCUUGUCCUUCGCAUCGUGCGAGAGUUUAGAGAAGGCACGCAGGCGAACACAUAAACACCUCUCUGGGGGCUGCACCGGAUACUGCCCGGCAUCGUGGGCCCGGUUCACGCUCAUGAGUUUGUACGACAAGAAUAACUAUGACUACUACAGGAGCAGGAGCUCUCCUUUGAACUACAAAUCCAUGAAAAUGGAAAACUACGCGAGAAGCUACCGCACGCAGGCACAGCCAGACCGCUCGAGCUUUGCCAGGGCAGCGUGUCUCAUCAACCCAGUUCCUGUCAGACUCAAGAAAAAGAAGAAGUGUUUGACCUCCCCGCUGCAGACUACGAGCAGGCAAGAGCACAGGGCAGAAACGUUGUCAUCCGUGCACGAGACGUACCGAGAGAGGAUGCGGAGGGAGACCCGGAGACGAAGUUUGCCUGACAACAGACUUCUUCGAGAACUCAAAACCGAGCUCAAACCGUUUGUACCGGAGAGGAAGUCUUCUCGAUACAUCUGGGAAAAUUCCGAAGCCCCUUACCCCUACUUUUCAGAAAACCAUUAUCCUGGUCAUCUGGAGAACAUUGAGAUGCCCUGUCCUUUUCUUCCAAAGAGACAAUAUGCAGAAUACCUUGUAGAUUCAUCCUACCCGCUCCUGAAACCCAUCUCGCCCGUCCCGCCAUCAACUUACCUUCUGGACAGAGACCAGCCCACGUACCUGCCUGCUGCUGUGCGAGGAGCUUAUAGCUGCCACGUGGAUGGCUUAGAAGGUCGUUCAAUGUCACCCCUGUGGUUGCUGGGCAGCAGCCCUCUACCGCUGGAGGCAGCGCUCUACCCUCAGCCGAACCUCAAUCACUCUGAGCUCUCGCUCCAUAGCCUGGACCCCAGCCACAGAGCCCAGGGAGAUUACCAUUUUGUCCAUCGCCAAGAAUCUCUGUCUCCCCGGCCGAUGUCCGCUUGCUCGUCCCCAACGGGCCGCCCGCCUCCCAUCUACGAGAGCCGUGAGAGUGCAGAAGUUGUAUCUCGAAGACGGCGGGAGGACAAGGAGCGCAUGCUGGAGGAGCAGCGCAGGAUAAGGCGCGAGCAGGAGGAGGCCGACAUCGCUUCCCGGCGCCACUCGGGAGUCUUCCUUUCCCACCACCAGUUUAUCACCAACGAUCGCUUUGGAGAUCUCCUCAACAUAGAUGACUCCUGGAAGCGGACAUCGGUGGGAGAGGUCUGUCCCAGCUCGCCAUCGCCAGCCCAACCCACUCGACAGACUGCAAGAGCAAAAUAUAACUUCAGAGCCCAAUCACAAAAGGAGCUUCCCCUCCACAAGGGGGAUGUCGUGUACAUUAACAGGCAAGUCGACCAGAAUUGGUACGAAGGGGAGCACCACGGCAGAGUUGGAAUUUUCCCCGCAACUUACGUGGAGCUGCAGCCGACUCAGGAGAAAGCUCCGUUGAGCCCACUCCCUGCAGCCCCCCCGCAGGUGAUCCAGUGUGGCGAAGCCAUGGGAAAGUUUAACUUCACAGCCGACUCCCACCUCGAGAUGUCCUUCAAGAAGGGUGAGCGGAUCGCCGUUCUGCGGCGAGUGGACGAGAACUGGUACGAGGGCCGCAUCCCCGGCACGGCGCGGCACGGCAUCUUCCCUGCGUCGUACGUCGAGGUGCUGAGGAAGCCCCUGGUGAAGAAUGCCGCCGACUACCCCGACGCGCCGUCGCCUCUCGGUUACGGCCACCACCAAGGGCAAGGAGGGAACGCAGAGCCUGGUCGUCUGAGCAGAAAGUUCCCUCCUCGCUCCUCCACCCUCCCCUCUCAUGCCGCUAAAGGCACAGACGGCUCCAGGGCCCUCUUGCAGGCCGUCACGUCCGAGUGGCUCGACCUGACUGUUAGGGUGUCGCCCUCAGGCACCCCCACUCCUCCCCCCCCUCCAUUGACUCCUGACCUGCUCGCCUCUGCUCCUGGGAGAAAGCCCGGUGUGUGGAAUGACGAGAUGAUGUGGGGUCGCCGUUCCCGCAGCCCUGUGCCUUCCCAGCCUCCCAGUAACUCGUCCCCAUUGCGAGGAGCAGGCACCCACUCCAUCAAGCUGCUGCCUGCUGGAUUGCCACUAACCAUGAGUGAGGCCAGCUAUGUGGAGGCCGUCUGUAACGAGAUCCUGCAGAUAGCCGAGAAGUCGGUGCAGUACUGCAGCAGCCUCUCCCCGUUCCCACAGUCUGAAUGGCUGGGCCCGGCGGCCGGCUGCUCGUACGGCCGCUCGGAGACCGAGCGUAGGCCCAGCCCCUCCCACAGAGACUAUGGCCUCCGGCUCGUAGAGCCCAGAUACAGCCCGAGCUUGAUACCCAGCGCGAUGCACAGUCCCAGCAUGGCCUGUCGGACCAGCCUUUCCCAGCCUGGCUCCAGGACUAGCCUGGCACGUCAGCCCGGGCUGAGGCCCAGCUCAUCACACCCAGGCUACGACUCCAGGUUAUACGAUCCAGGAUAUGCCUACGCUUCAGUGCAGCGGGGCUAUGCAUACAGGCCUCUGGAGGUCGGCUAUGGCCUUCGGUCGACAGAGCAGGCAGCCUACGAGCAGAGGGGCAGCAGGGACGGCUAUGAAUAUCGGCUGGCAGAGAGCAGCUAUAGGUCCAGACUCGCAGAGCGUGACUUUGACCAGAGGGCAAUGUCGCGGCCUGGUUCAGGCUAUGAUAAAACACCAUCUCUUAUAAUCUCUCAGCAGCCCCAGCCCCAGCAGCCAGUCCGCAUCCCUGACGACUUCCACCUUACAGGAGAGCCCAGGUUCCAGGCAAUUUAUAACUACAAGCCCCAAAACGAGGAUGAGCUGGAGCUACUGGUGGGAGACGUGGUGGAGGUGAUGGAGAAAUGCGAUGAUGGCUGGUUUGUAGGUACAUCGAGACGCACAAGGCUGUUUGGGACGUUCCCUGGCAACUACGUGAAGCGGGUGUGAGAGGGAGCUGCCACACGCUACCGCGCGAACGUGACGUGGGAAGGGGCAUUCUUUUAAUGGAGCUCUCUGGACAGCAAAGGCAGAUGUUUGUAGAAUUUAUUAUGCAAGACUGUAAUGAGAAAAGCAUAUUUCUUAAAAUAUAAUAUUGAUUGAAUGAUUUAUUUUUGAUUGCAAAUUAGAAUUUAAAAAAAAGAUCUAAACCAUUGCUUUCUUGCUAAAUGUUUUGUAUGUUAUUGGAAGGGACGGUGUUAGGAGAAACGGAUGGCUUGCCGAGUUAGGCAGUUGAUAAAGUUUUCACAGUUUUGGGAGGAUUUGUACUGGUUAAAGAUGAUGGGAAAUGGUGUGACAUAAUGUGUAUAUUAAACUGAAGUUCCUUAAACAUCGAGGAAACUAUUUCUGUUUUAAAAACAUAGACUCCCAAUGAAACAGUCAGUGUUGCAUUCUUCAGUGGACUUUAAUAUAGCCAUGAUAUUUUAUUUGCUGAUAUGCAAAAUAACCUGCAUGUUAUUAUUGCUUUCAUUGAGUUAUUGAUCCUUGUAUGAAUACGAUGCCAGUUUCAUUUGUGUGCUCUGUUAUUUAAGUUCAGAAUGCAAUUAAAAUGUUUUAUUGUUAAUGUUUUUCUUUGUUCCGACAUUGAUUGAAAUUUGAGAGUAGAAAAUACAUGUUAUUCAAUCAACGUAUAAAACAAUAUUUCAUAUAUGAACGUUUUGCUUUUGAAUAAUAGAUCUUAACUUUUACUGAUCUGCCAAUGCUAUUGAUUUUAAAUCAAACUACUGAACUAUCUCAGAAUGCCUCCUUCUGCUCUGUUGUGGCUCAUGGUAAUGUGAGAAGUAAUAUUUUGGAAAUGAUUCCUGUUACUCGUAAUAUUUACAAAGCAAUUACCAACACGGAAGAUAGUCAAUGUAUCUAAAUUGGCACUUGAUGGAGAACGCACUGCAUCUGACCGCUAUUUGAUGUAAAAUCAGCUCAUUAUUCAUGCAUUAGCCGUGCAGUGGCAUUGUGCUUUGCCUCAUUUCAACUCUAAAGCAUGCAGCUUUUAAGGACAUGAAUGUGCUCUGAACCGUUACACAUUCGUGAAUAGCCGUCUCUUAUUGAGGGCAAAAAUUACGCAAUUUUUCAAUCUUACAUUUUCUAACAUUUUCACAAUACUUGUAGUGCAAGGUAUUUUGAAAGCAAAUUACAUUAGGUGGACAGUGUUUUACUUCUGUGUUAUUCUGCAGUGCCUAUGUACGUCACUUCGAAAAUCCCUGCAGGGUAAAACUGUAUAACAAUUGUCAAGGUGUGAUGUGACCAAUACAAUAUAGUAUGGUCUCAUAUUAAUUAUAUGUAUCGCAGACUACAGCAAAAAGGUGACAUUUGUCAAUUUAUUACUAUGAUACAAACGCAAACCCGGCAGACUUGUAAUCUAAAGGCCUAUAAAAGGGAUUCGUCAUAAUGUUCUGGUGAAGGCCCCGAUGGCCAAAGUGAUGACGCAUAUGCUUUUGCAUCACAGCAUUAUUGUAAUCGCCUUAUUUUUUCCACGUGUUUAAAGAUGCAACACAGCAUCUCAAAGAGUUUUUUUUCCCAGUAUUUUUCUUUGGCUUUAUGUGGGCAAUAGGCAAAGGCUCCUUGCGGUCUAUGCUUCUGUAAAUUAUUUCGCCGGUUAAGUAAAUGACAAACCUUACAUUCUCCAUGAGGAUGUUGAAAAGCCCCCAAUUUAUAUGGUGGUAACCAGUGUCACAGUGUAUAAUUGUCCUGCCUUAAUCACCACAAUAUUUUUCUGGUAUUCCCCUGGCGGAGUGCCUUAAUCUUUUGACUGCAUCUAAGGGCAGCGUUGGGGGUGACUAGCAAGUGUAGCAUGUCAACUGGGGAGUACUCUUAGUUAUGAUAGUGUGCUUUCCAAUAAAUCGUCAAAGGAAUUGGGAACAGACACCGCACUAAGAUGCACCUGCAUGUAAUCAAAACACAGGUGCACCGGUGUUAUCUACCCAUCAAUGCCUGCAGGUGUACCAAACUACAAUUAUACAUUUGAGCAAAUGGAAUUGUAUGAAACUGCUCUCCACAGUUAUUAAAACAAAUCGGCGUGAGUUUGUCCCCGCGCAUAAUUUUGGUCGAAAACAUUUGGGUGAUUAAAUAUUAACCGUAAAAAACUAAACUAAACAUGAAACGAAGUUAUUAAUAUCCCCCGCUUUUAAUGUUGGUUAAAACUCUGGCUUUAGGCAUCAAGUGAUCAUUUUCUAGACUUAUCAAGAAAACAGAGGCUGGAAUAUCUCAGAUGUCUACGCAGCUGCUGCACUGUUGUAUAUAACGUAAACUUCAACAAAUAAAACGUUUAAAAAAUCCUUCAAAUGUUUAAAUAUAUAUGAUAAAAACAAAGCUACUUUGUAUAGAAAGCAUUCUCAACUCAUAGUGGUGUUUGUAAAAUGAUAUUUUAUGUAAACUCAUUUAAAAAAUGUUUCAUUUUGGUUUGCUACAGUACAGUAUAUGCAAUAUUUAUUAUAAGUGAAACUAGAGUAUUACUGUAUAAAGCGACUCCAUUAUGAAUGCUUUUUUGUCUUGAAAUUAUUUUUUUUGCUUUGGCAGUAUAUUAGUUAUAUCAUCCAAAUAUUUUUGUAAUGUCUUGCUAUAGCAGUAAUAUAUUUUGCAUUAUUUUUUUUCUCACUAACAGUGGCUUGCUGCAUGUCUAACGUUAAUUAAAAGCUUUGAGCAAGUCACAUGGCCUUAUUACAUACCUGCCAACCCCUUAUCAGUGCCUACCUUAUUACAGACCAAUUCAGAUUGGUCACCCCGUGCCCUUAUAAAUCUCAACGUUCAGCCUACAAAGUCCCAUCACAGGGGAGAAACGCAAACAAAUAAACAAAAAAUGUGUUGCCCGUAUUGAACCGGCCGUACGCCGUAUGGACCUGAAAACUAAAUUUCCCUGUACAAGAAUACGGGUAACCCGUAUGGGUUGACAGGUAUGUUAUUAAGCCAUUAUUUAUAUAUCAUAGCUUUUUGCAGUGUAAAGGCUAAAUCACUUCUCCCACUUGACGUUUCUAACACAAUUUUCCCAAUAUAAAUUCAAAUACAGAACUGUACUUAAAAGAUAGGAAACAAAAUUUCCAACGUGGCCAUUACCCAAAGCAUAAAGCGUUUUGCCUUUGAUACUCCAGAUUAAGAUUACAGUUUUAAUUACGGAAUUCUAGUAAUUGGUAUCGCACAUGGACUUUAGGACUCCUUUGUACUUAUGACAUUAUCCUCGCAUACAAUAUGUAUCCUUUAUAUGCCUUGGAGAUCCAUUAUCUGUGCGCUGCUGUUUUCAAUUUUGAAUUUGCAAUGUUCAAUAAAGUUGGAACUUUAGAAAACUUU
Lethenteron reissneri (Far Eastern brook lamprey) is the source of this 10320-nucleotide messenger RNA. It is a transcript of the gene SORBS1, whose product is annotated as sorbin and SH3 domain containing 1. The record is from RefSeq and is a predicted model, not a curated record. Gene Ontology annotation, molecular function: protein binding. Lineage: Eukaryota; Metazoa; Chordata; Hyperoartia; Petromyzontiformes; Petromyzontidae.